AUGGAAAAUUCAAGUAUUAAUCCACUAAUAUAUAAAGAAAAUUCAUAUCCUGAUGAUAUAUUAAAGGAAACUUCUCCUGAAGAUGAAAUUAAUGCUGAAGAUUUACAACAUAAGACAGCUCUCAAAUUGAUUAAAGAGAUUGCUGAUAAUAUGGAAUUACCUACAGAAACAUAUGAGACUCAAACAAGUGAGACUCAUGGGACUAAUCUGGAUAAUGAAAUAUCUGAGUUUUCAUUAUUAGAUACGAAUCAAAUUAUUAAUAUAGAUGAUGAAGCGAAAAAAAGAAUAGAUGAAAGUAAUUCUAUUGAAUUAACUUCUUUAGAUCCAAAUAGUGAUAUACCAAGUGAGAUAUCCUAUGAUGAAUCUUCAUUACCUAUUCCAAUGCAAAUUUCUGAUGAUCAAAGUGAAGAAAUAGAACAAACUGAAUAUUCAGAAAACAUUCCCAGUAUGCUUGGAUUAUCCUCUUCACAAAAGAAGGGAACUAAUUUAGUUGAAUAUAUAGAGACACCAGAAAUUUACAAGCCAAGUCCUACACUAACCCCAAUGUCACCAAUUGGAAUAGUACCCCAUGAAUUACCUAAAUCACAAAAUAAUGAAGAUCAGAAUUUUUUAUCACGAGCACAGGAUCAAGUAGAAAGAGUAUUACCAACAGAUAAUUUGGAGAAUGAUUAUUUACAAAAAUCUCCAAGUUCAUUUGAAUCUGUAGAACCAGUUCCUUUGCAAACACCAGAAGUAGUAGUAAAACCUAUUCCAAGAAGUGUUACUAGAAAACCAAUAAUACGAAGUAAGGGUCUUGUCCGGGAUUUAGUUGAAAAAUUUGAAAAGAAGGAAUUAUUACCAGUCCAACAAAAGCUAACUUAUGUACCAAAAAGAAAAAUGAUAAAAAAAAGAAAAGAUGGAUUAAAAUCUUUGGAAAGUGAAUUUGAACCUGGUAUUGAUAUAUCUCAAGUAAAACCCAUAGAUGAUUUGAUAGAAAUAUUUGAAGUUGAGUCUCCCAAUAUUGUAUCAUCUACUUUAAAAUAUGACUUACAUAAUAGGAGUGAUACCAGUAUUCAAAAUCAGAAACAAGAGCUUACGCAACAAUAUAUUGAAACUGAUCCUGAAAAACUAUAUUCAGUUGAUUCACUCACUAAGAAGGAAGAAAAUUAUAAUUUGAAAUCUCCAUUGAGUAUUAAAUCUCCGGUUCAACAACAAUAUCAAUCUCAAGAAUUUUCAAAUCAAGCUCUUGAUACUCAAGAAACUCUAACUAGGGAAGGAUCUUUUUCAGAAAAUUCCACAUUAGAUGAGAUUGCAGAUAAACAAUAUAUGAAUGAUGAAGGUAUGAAUAUUGAUUCUACACUAUUCAUUUCAAAAAAUUUAAAAUCAAUAAAAAGAGUAGCAGGUGGUUUGCAAUGGGCUAGUCGUCUUGGAAAAUUUAUAUGCAGCUUAAAACAUGUAUUUCACUGUCACAAAAUAGUUGAUUAUGGUUUAUUUUAUCUAUUUUAUUCACCUAAAAGAUCUGAUUUUUAUGUAUUUUUAGAUAAUAACACGGAUGAAAGUGUAAUUGAUGAGAUUCUAGCUCUUUCGGCGAAAGAAAUCGAACAUUUUAAUUCUAUAGUUAGAAAUACCAUAUCUAAAUAUUCAAAAGGCUCUAAUUUAAUUGUGCAACAAUAUCCUUUAGAAAAAGAUUAUUUUGAUGUAAGUUCGGAUAGUAAUGGAGAUAGUUUAUCUUUUCUAGAUAUAUUAAAAAAAAGCCCUUCUCAAUCCUCUGAGUAUGCUAUAAACUCCUCCCAUAACCAAAAACGGCAAGAGUUAACUAAUAAAAAUAGUCAUUUAACUAGUAAUGUGGAUAUUACGCAAGUAAGAAAUGAAAAUGAGGAAUUUUCUGCAGAACUUUCAAACCUAGAAAAUAAAUUUUCACUGAAGUCUUCGAGUAACAAACCUUUAACAUAUAAAGCUGCCCUAAGUUUAGAAGAUCAAAUUAAAAAAAAGAAGGAAAAAAGAAUGAAUUCUAAUAACUUUGGAGUUUUAAGUAAAAAAGGAAUUUUUAAAUCCCAAGUUAAUAAAAAUUUACACAAACAAACUGAAACACACAGAAAUAUACUAAAUGGCUUAUUGUCUUUAGAGACUACUCCAAAUUUACAAGAACAAGCUAGAAAACAUAUAGAAACAACUGGAAGUUCACUAUCUUCAGGAAGUAUUUCAACCUUGCCUGAAUUGAAUAUAAAAAAAGGAGAUUUAAAACCUCAAGUUAAUAAAGGUAUAUCAGGUAAAGAAUUGGAAGAAUCAUUAAAAAAAGACCUCCAUACUACAGGGAGUAUCUUUACACAUAGAGAUUCACUAUCUUCAGGAAGUAUUUCAACAUUACCCGAAUUGAAUAUAAAAAAAGGAGAUUUAAAACCUCAAAUUAAAGGUAUAUUAGGUAAAGAAUUGGAAGAAUCAUUAAAAAAAGACCUCCAUACUACAGGGGGUAUCUUUACACGUAGACAUUCGCCACCUUCAAAAGGUAUUUCAAUCUUAUCUAAGUUAAGAAAGAAAAAAGAAGAUUUACAAUCUCAAGUUAAUAAAGAUAUAUCAGGUACAGAAUCGGAAGAAUUAUUAGAAAAAGACCUUUAUAUGAGAAUGAAUAACCUAAAAUUUUCAAAUUCGAGAAAAUUACCAACUUCUAAAUCUUCUAAACCUCGCCAGUUAGACCCAUAUAAAAAGAGGCAAGACAAAAGUACUUUAGAUAUAGAUAAACAAUCAUCAACAUCACAGAAAAAUUCUGAUUUGAAUAUAGAAGAUUCAGCACUUUAUAAUUUAUUUCAAAAAAUUAAAGAUGAAAAUAGCAAGCAAAGUUUUGAACAUGUGAAAGACACGAAAACAGGUUUUGAUUUAAGAGAAAAUAAUAAAAAUAAAAAAUCAAUAUCAAGAUCAGAUACUGGUAUUCCUUGGGACUUUUCAGGUAUAAAUAAAAGAAAAAGAUAUUCAUCUUUAGAACCACUAUUAGAUGAUGGUUAUAUAUUCCCUAAGCAAUAUCCAACGAAAAAGCAGUCUCCAGUGCAAUCAUCAAAGGAGGCUAGGCAAUUACGAGAACAAUUAAUGUUGAUUGAAAGUACUAGAGGAUUAUAUGAUCAAGCAGUUGAAAGUGGAGAUAAAUCUAAAAUCCCUGAUCAGACUAAAAAGUUACAGAAGUUAAUAACUGAAAAAGAUUUACUACUUAAGGAACUAGAAGAGAUGAAAGAAAUGUUAAAAAAGAUUGAAUUAGAUAAGACUCAGAAUAAUUCUGCAAUUCCAGACGAAAAGUCUACAGUAGAAUCAGGUUCUAAAGAUGAUCAAGAUAAAGAGAAACAAAAAGAAGAGAAACAAGAGGACGAAGAUACAAAACUGGAAUUUGAUGAUUUCUUAGGAAGUAUACAACUGGAUAGUGAUGCCUUAGUAUUUGGAGAAACUAAUAAAGCUGAUAUUGGAUUAAGUUCUGUAGUUCUCGAUCCAGAAAACAAUCCAAUUACACAUAUUGAUAUUCAAGAUAAUUUUGGUUUGCAGCCUGUGGGACACUAUACACAUGAUAGUGAUGGAAUAGCCCCAAUAUCAGUAACAGUAAAUAGUAAUAAUUUAGAUGGUUUACAACCAGUUGAAGGAGUUCUUUUAGGAGGUGCAUUAUUGGAAGAUAGGUCUGAGAAUCUUCCGAAUGAGCUUGAGCUAUCUUUUGAUGAAGUAUACUUAGCUCAUCAUCCUUCUAUAUUAUACACAGAUCAGAAAAAUUAUAUCCAGCCAAAAAGUGUAAUUAAAAAAGAGUUUCAGAGGGUAAAGUCUCCAGUGAAAAAGAAAACAUCUUAUAGUAAAUUGACUAUAUCUGAUCAGAAAAUUGAGAGAUUGAAAAGGAAUCCAUUUAAAACUCCACAGCAAAAAGCUCAUAUAUUGGGUAUAUUGAAAACUCAGAAAGAUAUAGAAGAGAGACGUAAGGAAGACAAUAGCUUAGAUACUUCGACUUCAAUGGAGAUAUCUGAUGAAUUAUCUAACAUAAAUUCCUCAGAUAAUCAAUCAAAACCUGAAAUGGGGACAAGAAAUAUAGAAAUGAAUAAAGACAUAUAUUUGGGUGAUUUUGAAGAAGCAAGUACAGAUGAUUCCUCACCUGCAAAUGAAUUUGAAGUUUCUGAAUUAAGUGGUGUUACAAAGGAAGUUCCACUUGGGGAAUUUGUUGUGAUUAGAAAUUCUGGUCAGAAGAAAGGAUUAAGAGAAAGUUCUCACUCUAUUUCCAAGAAGUACGUUCCAGAUUCUUCUAAAAUGACAAUCUCAAGAACAAGUGGGUAG
Cryptosporidium muris RN66 is the source of this 4272-nucleotide messenger RNA. RefSeq lists its product as uncharacterized. The record is from RefSeq and is a predicted model, not a curated record. NCBI's taxonomy places the organism in Eukaryota, Apicomplexa, Conoidasida, Eucoccidiorida, Cryptosporidiidae. The transcript has 3 exons. The coding region runs from base 1 to 4272 and encodes 1423 amino acids.